GAGAGAAAAGACCGAGGACGAGGAGAGGUCUGCGGGGCCGCGACUACCUGCGGGGAGUUCGCGAGCCGACGCAGCCGGAGAGGAAGGACAAAAAGAAAGCAAAGGGCCCACUGCCACCGUGGGGUGGGGGCAGCGCCGAGAAGUUCCUGUGCUCCCGAGAGGAUCUUCCCGGGCGCCCGGCGGGAGAGACCAGGGAGGCCCGGGGCGCGGCGCGGCCCUGGGCUCAGCCCCCAGCCCCCUCUCCCCGGGCGGGAGCGACGCCGGGGCGCGAAGCUGGGCGCGGCGAGCGCGGGCCGGCCGAACGGGUCCCCGCGGACAGCCAACAUUGAUUUCCUCCGGGCGGAGGGCGACGGCCCGGGCGGCGGCGGCGGCGGGCUGCAGCCGCGGCACGGCGAGAGCAUGUCCAAGCCGGUGGACCACGUCAAGCGGCCCAUGAACGCCUUCAUGGUGUGGUCGCGGGCUCAGCGGCGCAAGAUGGCCCAGGAAAACCCCAAGAUGCACAACUCGGAGAUCAGCAAGCGCCUGGGCGCCGAGUGGAAGCUGCUCACCGAGUCGGAGAAGCGGCCGUUCAUCGACGAGGCGAAGCGGCUGCGCGCCAUGCACAUGAAGGAGCACCCCGACUACAAGUACCGGCCGCGGCGCAAGCCCAAGACGCUGCUCAAGAAGGACAAGUUCGCCUUCCCGGUGCCCUACGGCCUGGGCGGCGUGGCCGACGCCGAGCACCCGGCGCUCAAGGCGGGCGCCGGGCUGCACGCGGGCGCGGGUGGCGGCCUGGUGCCCGAAUCGCUGCUCGCCAACCCCGAGAAGGCGGCCGCCGCGGCCGCCGCCGCCGCCGCGCGCGUCUUCUUCCCGCAGUCGGCAGCCGCCGCCGCCGCCGCAGCCGCCGCCGCGGCCGCCGGCAGCCCCUACUCGCUGCUCGACUUGGGCUCCAAGAUGGCAGAGAUCUCGUCGUCGUCGUCCGGCCUCCCGUACGCGUCGUCGCUGGGCUACCCGACCGCGGGCGCCGGCGCCUUCCACGGCGCGGCGGCGGCGGCUGCAGCGGCGGCGGCGGCCGCCGGGGGGCACACGCACUCGCACCCCAGCCCGGGCAACCCGGGCUACAUGAUCCCGUGCAACUGCAGCGCGUGGCCCAGCCCCGGGCUGCAGCCGCCGCUCGCCUACAUCCUGCUGCCGGGCAUGGGCAAGCCUCAGCUGGACCCCUACCCCGCGGCCUACGCCGCCGCGCUAUGACCCCGCGGGGCCGCCUUGUGAGGACCGGUGUGCGCACGUGUACAUAUGUAUAGGUACGAGCUCCGCGGCCUCCCCGUGCGCCCUCCCGCGACGGGGGCCCCGGGUUGUAUGUACAUAAGAUGUAUAGGUGCAGGCAGAGGCGGAGAUGCCAGUCGGGGCGCGAGUGGCAGAGCGCGCGCGUGCUCGGGCGAGUGUGCGUGUGGAUUCACAGGAUCAUUUCAGACCCGCACUUCGGCAGCCCACUUUAAGGAGGGCGGUUGUAUCCGACAGCAGUUGAUGUUUGCUUUGCACUUCGGAACCUGUUGCGUUUGGGCCCAAGGAGGUGGAGGAGUAACUUUUUUUUUGACAUGUUGGGCUUUCCAGUUUUGUUUGUUGGAAGUUAAUUGUCGGUUUUGUUUUUGUUUCUCAUUAUCUUGUUUUUUUGUUUUUGUUUUUGUUUUUUUUGGGGGGGCUAUCCCCCUCCUGGUCUGUGUCGCAUGCACUCUGUUCAAGUGUUAGGUCUGAAAUGGCUGGCACACGGGAAAAGCUAAUCUGUGUCAUUAGUUUCUCAGAGCGAUACGGCUCUGAGCGGCCUUGCUCCCCAUUUGUACUUUUUGACUUUGCAAAUCUCUGUUCUCUCAAGCAGAACUCACAGACCGGAUCCAUUCUUGACCAGUGACCGGCUCCAAUCUGGCCUUUUGUAUGUGAGAUGAUCACGCUUUCUUUUGUUUAUCACGUCAUAUGCAAAUGAGAGCGAGAGCUCUUAAGAGCAAGGAAUGCAAACAAGAAAUCUGUGCGAGAUGAAAAGUUGUCAAUUCGAUUUUAUACCUUAAAACAACAACAACAACAGCUGAUAAGUCUCCCUGAGUCCACUUGCUCGGAUUUCUGACACAGUUUACAGAAAGAUAAAAGGCACUGUUCCUAUUUUCCCCUUAUGGCUGAGUUCACCUUAAGAUUGUAAAUGUGUAUAUGUCCGUGAAAACAUGGAGUCUGAAAAUGUGUUAUUUGCGUUGCCCUAAAUUUGAGUCAGUUUUAGACUCUAAAGCAUUUUGAGCAAAUGUCAAAGUUAACUUUUAAAAAUUGCGGGACUAUUUCAGAAUCGCAAUUUUAUCUAAGAUUAAAUCAGACUUUUUUCGUCUGAGUGGCAAUGAUAUAUUUAUUAUUUAGCAAAACUGGAAAAAAAACAGAAUUGUUUGACAGAUGUCUCUGAUUUUCAGCUAGCAUUUCUUCACCAACUUGAACCGCUUAAAUGUGUUUUGGAGUUCCUUCCCUAAUUAGCUUAUUUUUUAGAUUACCUGCAAUUCAUUUGCAAAUUAUGAUAAAACACAUUUUAGAGAAAAGAACCUCAACUAUAGCUUUUUGUUUCUUUUUAAAUGUAUAUAUUUUUGACUAAUGUUUGUGAAUGAAGUUGGCUAACAUGUAUUUAGUUUCAUUUUGACUUUAUGUAAUAUAAAGUUUUAAAAAGUUUAAGUAUUGGUUUUAACCUUUAUGUGUAAAUGGUUUUCUUGUGUGAUCUUCUAAUUUAAUAUUAGACGUCUAAACUAUAUCUGUAAAUUAGAAUCCGACUAUCACUCUGUUCAUUUUUUUUGAACAAAGAGUUUAAAUAAAGCCUGAACCAGGGAAAAGAGAAAAUCCUCUAUUUCUUGUUGAGUUCCUAACAAGAUUUUUAUCUGAAUUGCCCUUACGUGCCUGGUCCAGGUGAAGUGUAAGGUAUCCUCCAAAGGCAGCCUUUGUUUCACUUUUGAAUAGAUUUACUAGGAAAUCUAAAUCAAGCCAUUGUUAUUCAGAGCCAAAAACCUGAUUUAUCACAUUUUUAAUCGUGAAUAGGAAAGAAGAUAAAAAAAAAAAAACCCAAGUAGUUGUAUUAUCUUGGGGGGAAAAAAAAAGGCAUUCAUGAACCAGUAGAACAGAGCCCAUUGAAAACAUCCAGACCGUUCAAAGCAUUUCAUGAGUUUCCAGUAACAUUUUAAGAGAGGAAAGUUGCCUGACCACUUUAUCUUGUUAGUGGGAGAGCCCCACCACUUAAGUCAGUGUAAUGUGUUCACGUAUCUUUGGCAUAUUCCUUGUUUACACCUUAAGAUUUUAUUUGGAAGGCUAAUCACUGCUAACGAUGAUGUACAACUUUUGGCCUCUUAAGGGCUUUAUUCUGUCAUACCAAAUGGCAUUAAAAUAUAAGUAUUACAAAUUCUGCAGGAGAAGGUUGAAUUUCCAGGGCUAGACAAGUUUUCAUAUACAGGAUUUUCAUUUUAGAAAGGAAAUGACAGGGCACCAGGAAGACUAUCAGAGAAAAAAAAAAAUUUUUUUUUUAACUGUAGGAAUAUCUUGAUUUUCCGCCCACCAAGAAAGAAAUUCUCAAGAUACAGGACUCAACUAGUCCUAAACUAGUUUCCCCAUUGACAGAGACCAUCUCUGGGAGCUGCACGUCUUUAUAAGCGACCCAACUCUUUAAAGUCAUUGUUUUCCCCCAACGGAAUAAUAUUUUAAAAACCAUGAAAAGUUUUGGAAAUGUGAGAAAUAGGCUCUGCUGGUUUGACCCUGAUUCACUAAUUAAAACGAUCCCUCUCCUGUUAUUCCCUGAGCUCUUUGCAAUAUUAUAAGUUAAUUCAUAUGGUUCUGAGCGAUUAUGCAAAACUAAUUUGGACUGUCCAGGGGUAAUUAUCCCUGACACGGUUAAUUAAAUCCUUUCAAGGCUUCGUCUUUCCCUUUUGUAGCAGCCCAUCACUUCUCAACACGGAACUUCCUGCGGCUUGCUGGAAAUCACCCCAGCCCUAAAUCUUAGUUACCUCCCUGAGCCUUCCAGCUCGGGCCCCACCGGCUCCAAGAUUCCCCGCCCCCUCCCACCCCCUCCCUUUUUCCCAAAGAUCAGCGCUUUCUGGGAGCAAGGCUCCCGAGUGCUGAUGAAUAAGAAGAGGACUGGAAAGAUGAGUAAGAGGAGGGGGGAAGCCGCUGGGGGUGCGCACACAGGGUCACGUCGCCAACAGAUUGUGCGGCUGUUUGGUUGUUUGGGUAUGUCCGCAGGCCCCACGGGGGUGACCAGGUUAUCACCCCUCUGACUCCAGGAUUCUUGCCAACAGGUUACGUCUGGAGAAAACCUCGCUCUGAGUUAGACUGUGCAGAAGUAAGUGGGAGCGACUCUGGGGCAAGCGCGUGGAGAAGGAGCUAGGUGUGCGCGUCCACGUCUGAAAGUGGCCACAGACACAGAGCGGGGACGAGGCAGC
Molecule: messenger RNA, 4427 nt
Organism: Mustela erminea (ermine)
Lineage: Eukaryota; Metazoa; Chordata; Mammalia; Carnivora; Mustelidae
Gene: SOX21
Product: SRY-box transcription factor 21
Exons: 1
Coding region: 400-1230 (276 amino acids)
Biological process (GO): regulation of DNA-templated transcription; anatomical structure morphogenesis; cell differentiation
Molecular function (GO): DNA-binding transcription factor activity, RNA polymerase II-specific; RNA polymerase II cis-regulatory region sequence-specific DNA binding
Source: RefSeq, a predicted model, not a curated record